Messenger RNA from Gekko japonicus, 1347 nucleotides. RefSeq names its product PITH (C-terminal proteasome-interacting domain of thioredoxin-like) domain containing 1 (gene PITHD1). The transcript has 6 exons. The record is from RefSeq and is a predicted model, not a curated record. Lineage: Eukaryota; Metazoa; Chordata; Lepidosauria; Squamata; Gekkonidae. Bases 94 to 729 code for a protein of 211 amino acids. Gene Ontology annotation, cellular component: nucleus.
GGAGAGCACGCUGGUAAAACCAGGGCGCCGCGCCUGCGCAGGCUUUGUUGACAUCCGCGUAUUUUUCGUUCUCCUUGUGUCUCAUGCUGGGCCAUGUCUCACGGGCACAGCCACGGCGGGGGCAGCUGUUGCCAUGGCGACGAUCCUGAAGAGCCUCCCGAGCGGCGUGGCCAGGCCUGGGGCCUUUACCUGCGCAUUGACCGCGAGCGGCUGGAGUGCCUGAAUGAGCGCAGAGAGGGCAGCGGGAAGCUUGUCUUCCGUGCCUGGGAAGACCGCGGCGACCGCCAGCAGUUUGUCGAAAGUGACGACGAUGAAGAGCUUCUGUUUAAUAUUCCGUUUACAGGCAAUGUGAAGUUGAAAGGGAUAAUUGUGAUGGGAGAGGAUGGUGACACUCAUCCAUCGGAAAUGCGGCUGUUUAAGAAUACCCCCCACAUGUCUUUUGAUGAUACUGCCAGAGAGCCAGAUCAGACAUUUAGCCUGAACCAUGACGUUGCAGGAGAACUGGAGUAUCCUACCAAAAUUGCUCGCUUUUCAAGCGUUCAUCAUCUCUCAAUACACUUCUCCAAGAACUUUGGUGCUGAGACGACAAAGAUCUUUUACAUAGGCCUGAGGGGAGAAUGGACAGAGGCUCGCCGCCACGAAGUGACGAUCUGCAACUAUGAAGCAGCAGCAAACCCUGCUGACCACAGAAUCGAUCAGGUCACGCCGCAGACACAUUUCAUUUCUUAGCUUUGGAGACGCAUAUCGCACAACUGUUUUGUGAACUCGGAACAUUUGUGGCAACAAGGAGGGUCAUAGAUUUAAUUCUUUUUGUGUGCAAGAGGGUGUUUUUUGGAAAAGCAGGGUGCCAACAGAUGGCGAUCAUGUCAAAAGCCAUCCCUGCUGCUGCCAAAAGGACAGUCACAGCUUAGAAGCUUGAAAGCCCUGAGGAAUGGCUCCUUGCUGGUCUGCACAGCAGUUGUCUUGACUACAGAAUAUCUUUCCAGGGGGCUGGCUGUUUUCUCAGCCACUGAUUGGCUGCUUAACUGCUGGUGAGCAUAUAUAAGGUGUGAGGUUGUAGGGCAACAACACUGGGAUCAUUUGCACAAUUGGGGGUUUGGUUCUGGCUUUGGAAUGUAAUGGGGGGGGCAGCGAUGAGUGACUUUCUAGGGAGAAUCCUGGCUCACUUCCAAGCAUGUUAAUGCGAACAGACCAGUCAUGCCUCUCCAUAGGCAUUUAUUCGGUUGCCUUUUUGUUGAUGCCUGAUAGGUUCAGUUGUUUGCCUAAAACCUUGGGAGCCAAAGAGUUAGUCUGUUGUAGGUGUGACUUUCUAAGGUGGCUUGAUUGUUAUCCCCCCCCCCAAUAAAU